AAUUACUUCCACUACCAAAAAAUGCCUAAAAGCAAAAUUCAUUCAGCCAGUAUUUUAGCAGAACAAAAACCACCUUCAGAAUGUGGUUCUCAACAACAAGAAGAAAAAAUAUUAAAUUUAAGCAUUUCUCCCAAAAAACGAAAAUCAGAGGAGGAAUUGUGCCGACUUCCAAACGAAGUCGAAAUUUGUCAAUUAAAUGAUUUGAGGAAAAUAUUAGCCCCCCAAUUAGCUAAACACACAAAUAGAGAUGUGGAUGAUGGCUAUUUGUUGAGAUGGCUACGUUCAAAAGAGGGACGUUUUGAUGAAACUGCCGAUGGAGUGAAAAAAGAUCUAGUGUUUCGAAAGGCUUGGGGACUUGACAAAAUUGCAAAUUGGACGGCACCCGAGGUGGGGCUAUUUUUUUAUUUUUGGAAAAUUGGGAUGGUUUAAUCAAAAAAUCCUUAUAGGCGUUAAAAUCCAAAAAAUAUUCAGAAUGUACGGUAAUAGGUCCUAAAUAACAGAACUGGGUACUUAUUGUCACAGAGCAAAGUUGGUAACACGGUUUAAGAUUGGCCAUUUUUCCACUUUCUGGAGGAAAAAAAGAAGGAGAAGGGGGGGGGGG
Meloidogyne enterolobii is the source of this 601-nucleotide messenger RNA. Lineage: Eukaryota; Metazoa; Nematoda; Chromadorea; Rhabditida; Meloidogynidae. The record is from the annotation of a GenBank genome assembly.